This is a messenger RNA of Euleptes europaea (tarantolino), 1990 nucleotides long. RefSeq names its product mitogen-activated protein kinase kinase 4 (gene MAP2K4). The transcript is spliced from 13 exons. The coding region runs from base 7 to 1308 and encodes 433 amino acids. Gene Ontology annotation, molecular function: ATP binding; JUN kinase kinase activity. The record is from RefSeq and is a predicted model, not a curated record. Gene Ontology annotation, biological process: MAPK cascade; protein phosphorylation. Lineage: Eukaryota; Metazoa; Chordata; Lepidosauria; Squamata; Sphaerodactylidae.
UGCACAAUGGCGGCUCCCAGCCCGGGCCCCGGCUCUGGCUCCGGCCCUGGCGGCGGGUCCCAGGCGGCGCACACGGCCGUCAGCAGCAUGCAGGGCUUUCAGAUAAACUUCUGUGAAAAAGCACAAAGUAAGCGCAGAGCACUGAAGCUGAACUUUGCAAAUCCACCUUUCAAAUCCACAGCAAGAUUUACUCUGAAUCCAACUGGAGUUCCUUUUCAGAAUCCACACAUUGAUACACAAGCAACAAUGGGUAGUAAUCACAUUGCCCCGUUCACUUUCAAAAGGAGAGAAGCGGAGAUGAUCGUGAAACUUUCCAGCAGGCUACAAGAGAGACUGAGAACACACAGCAUUGAAUCAUCAGGAAAAUUGAAGAUUUCUCCUGAACAGCAUUGGGAUUUUACUGCAGAGGACUUGAAAGACCUUGGAGAAAUUGGACGAGGCGCUUAUGGUUCUGUCAACAAAAUGGUCCACAAACCAAGUGGGCAAAUUAUGGCCGUUAAAAGAAUUCGGUCAACGGUGGACGAAAAGGAACAGAAACAGCUUUUGAUGGAUCUGGAUGUAGUUAUGCGAAGUAGUGACUGCCCAUAUAUUGUUCAGUUUUAUGGUGCACUCUUUAGAGAGGGUGACUGUUGGAUCUGUAUGGAGCUCAUGUCUACCUCGUUUGAUAAAUUUUACAAAUAUGUAUAUAGUGUAUUAGAUGAUGUUAUUCCAGAAGAAAUUUUAGGCAAAAUCACUUUAGCUACUGUGAAAGCACUAAACCACUUAAAAGAAAACUUGAAAAUCAUUCACAGAGAUAUUAAACCUUCCAAUAUUCUUCUGGACAGAAACGGAAAUAUUAAACUCUGUGAUUUUGGCAUCAGCGGACAACUUGUAGACUCCAUUGCCAAAACAAGAGAUGCUGGAUGCCGACCCUACAUGGCGCCAGAGAGGAUAGACCCCAGUGCAUCCAGGCAAGGAUACGAUGUUCGCUCUGAUGUCUGGAGCUUAGGGAUUACAUUGUAUGAACUGGCCACAGGACGGUUCCCAUAUCCCAAAUGGAACAGUGUAUUUGAUCAGCUGACACAAGUAGUCAAGGGGGACCCACCGCAGCUGAGUAACUCAGAGGAACGGGAGUUCUCUCCAAGUUUCAUAAACUUUGUCAACUUGUGCCUUACAAAGGACGAGUCCAAAAGGCCAAAGUAUAAAGAGCUUCUGAAACAUCCCUUCAUCCUAAUGUAUGAGGAGCGAACAGUGGAUGUUGCGUGCUAUGUUUGUAAAAUUCUGGAUCAAAUGCCGACGACUCCCAGCUCUCCAAUGUAUGUCGAUUGAUACUGCUGCUACAUCAAAACUCUAGUGCAAGUGCUGAGAGAAAACAAGAUGUACAGAAUCUUCAUCCCAUAUUGCAGUGUUUUAACGCUCGACCCAGACACCAUGUGCAAUAAUGUUGGUGUUUUUCUUCCAUUCUGUCUGUAUAUUAUUGUCACUUAUAAAGUGCAUCCAUGUAAUACCUGAUCACACAGUGUUAGUGUCGGUCAAAGAGAGACCUCAUUUGCUCUUUUUAUGGCCAUAUUCAUGAAAUGUGGAAACAAAUAACUUUUAUUCGUUGACCAUGUUUGAAUAGCACCUAAAGUUCUAUACCUGGAGACUUCUCAGCAGCUACUGGAAUUAUUUUUAUUCUCUCGAACUCUUCCAAUUGUUGUUACAAAUAAUUUAAAAGGAAGGAAGUUAUGCAUUGUCUGUCUAAAUAUAAAGAGACUCUGCUUGGGGAGAAGAACUUAUGCAGCCAAAUGAGCUGUUCUUUACCUUCUGGAACUAGCAAAGGAGGGAUAAUAUAUAUAUAUAUUUCUUCACAAAGUGCAAUAGACUAAUUGAUCUGAAAUUCUGUUGCUUUAUGGUCACAGUGUAUGUUUUGAGGACAGUGUGGCUCAGCAGAACUUCAUAGGGUGGAGAGAGCGAUAAUGUAAAACAGAUUGUGUCUUUACCAAAAAAAUAAGCAUUGCAUUGAAAGAGG